Elgaria multicarinata webbii is the source of this 3307-nucleotide messenger RNA. It is a transcript of the gene HPS4, whose product is annotated as HPS4 biogenesis of lysosomal organelles complex 3 subunit 2. Gene Ontology annotation, biological process: vesicle-mediated transport; melanosome assembly; protein targeting. NCBI's taxonomy places the organism in Eukaryota, Metazoa, Chordata, Lepidosauria, Squamata, Anguidae. Gene Ontology annotation, cellular component: BLOC-3 complex; lysosomal membrane; cytoplasmic vesicle. The record is from RefSeq and is a predicted model, not a curated record. Bases 636 to 2045 code for a protein of 469 amino acids. Gene Ontology annotation, molecular function: guanyl-nucleotide exchange factor activity; small GTPase binding. The transcript has 14 exons.
AGCUCACUGGCACCUACCCAGGGAGCUUGACAGCUGAGUGGGGAUUCGAACCCAGGCCUUGGUCCAGCGCUGCGGCAGCAAACUUUUAGGGGUGAGGGAAGCCACGCCUGGAGCAGGAAUCACAAGACGCUCCGGAGAAAGAAUAUUCCUCGUGGCCUCUCGCAAAUGAGUACAGCGUCCUCGUUCGCAGGCUUCGGCCCAAUCCUGCCUCAGUCCCCAAGCUAGAAUCCAAAUGGCUUCUGAUACACUAAAGAAGGAACCUCACCGGAUCAUGUGGCGGACUUGAAUAUUUGAUGGGCCGCAGCUCUGUCGUUCCUCUUGUCCCAGCCAGGUGAACAGACACAUUUCUUGGGUUCUGCGUUUCAGCUGUGGGGCUGCAUCUUAGUUGGAGUUGCUUGGCAUGAAAACGAGGGGGAGGGUGCCCCGUUGGCACCAGCCUUGUACAAAAGUCCCCAAGCACCUCUCGGGGGAAUUUUACCCUCCUGAGCCAGAACCUGACUCUGGACUGAAGCCUUUGGUUUGUUGAUGGAACGGUGAGCGUCUCCCUUGGACAUGAAUCCAGUUUUAUUGCACAUCUUUGGGGAAAGGAACUCUUCCUGGAGAUCAUGAGAUGCGGUGAAGAAAUUCUAAGUUAAAUGGCUGCCUCCACCCAGGCUGAUUCAGCGUCCAGUGCCUGGUGGAACUGCUUUUUCCUCUACGACGGCUCAAAGGUGAAGGAAGAAGGGGACCCCACGCAAGCCGGGAUUUGCUAUUUCAACCCCCGCCAGACCCCUCUGGACCAACAGGAACUGCUGUGCGGACAGGUGGCCGGCAUGGUCCGCUGCAUGCAGGAGAUCUCCGGCUCUCCGCCAGGCCUCAUCCGCCUGCGGAAGCUGAAGUUCGCCGUAAAAGUGGACGGAAGCUACCUCUGGGUGCUGGGCUGCACGACCGACCUCCCCGACGUCAGCUGUGAGCGCUUCCUGGAGCAGCUGAUCGGACUCUUCCGCUUCUACAACGGCCCCCUUCGUCAGGCCUACACGGAGCGGACCCCGGAGGAGCUGGGCCAGGCGUGGGAGCGGUAUGUGGAGCACCUGCAGCACCACACCAGCGACCUCCACCGGAUCUUUCAUUCCCUCUGGGCCUUGGACAAAACCAAAGUGGAACCGCUGCUGUUGCUGAAAGCCGCCCUCAUCCUUCAGACCUGCCAGCGCACCCUGCACGUGCUGGCCGGCUGCAUCCUCUACAAGGGGCUGGUUGUCAGCACCCAGCUGCCACCAGACCUCACUGCCAAAGUUCUGCUGCAGGAGGCAGAAGUGGAGCCAAAGGACGAGCCAGGAAACGCGGAGGUGGUGCAGAAUGACGGAAGCGCCCCGACGUCUUCCGUGCAGCCCCCUCUACCUCAAGGGGUUCGGAUUACGCCCGUGUACCUCUUGGAAGAAGAAGCAGCCACCCUCCGGGACUUCCCUGUGGAGUGGAUGACCAGCCAUUCCCACGGUGGCCAAGAUGGCACGACUUCCCCAGCUGCGGCCGGCGGGCCGGACGGCACCAGGCUGGUGAGGAUGGCCCUGUACGUCCACUGCGUCCGAGGCUUGGUCCUCUCACUCCUGGCUGAAGAACAGUUUGCGGAUGCCGGAAGCUCCAUUGAGGACGUGUAUCACAGCAGCCUGGCCUCUCUCAACGGCUUGGAGGUCCACCUGAAGGAGACGCUUCCGAAGGACGGCCUCCCCUCCGCCAAGACCACCUACGGCUUCGCGCACUACGACUCCAUCCAGAACAUCCUCACCACCAACUUCCUGCCGACCACCGUCGCUCAGGACCGGCCUUUCCUGAGAGCCGCUAGCCUGAUCCACGCCAGCUUCAACCGGAUGCCCUCAGCUUCAGAAAUCACUGUCCGAAAUGCCUCCUCGGCCGUGUACGCCUGCCAGAACCCUGUCCAGGAGACAUACUUCCAGCAAGUGGGCUCCCCGCUCCGCAACUCGGGCGUUCCCAACCCCCAGGACAGUGCCUUCGCCUUGCCCGGCAAAGCCAAGCAGAAGCUGCUGAAGCAUGGGGUGAACCUCCUCUGAGUUGGGACAGCCAGCGUUGGCGGAGCUUUGCCUAAGCUACGAACUGCCGGGACGUUUUCGUACGGCGGUGGACGUGUUUGAUGGUGGUGGGUUUUUUUAAAUCUGUCGAACGCUGCCAGGACUUUUAUUCCGCUCCGUGCUGCCUCAGCUGUUCCCCCAAGUGCUCAGUCAGCCCUAGCAUGGGCUCAGCCGGGUAGGUCUCGUCUCUCCUGAGCUCAGUAACCCCAAGCAGGUGGAGUAGGCAUCCGUGAUCACUGUGCGCAGCGAACGUUUGCUCCUAUGCCAAAGAACAUGUGAGCCGGCUCCGUCCCUGUCGGGCAGCCCUGGCUACACCCACACCUCGCCCCGCCCCACCCGCUUGGCCCAAUGCAAAUUCCAGAUGUGAGGAAGCCCUCUGGAUAGGACUGCCCACACGGGGCUAAAUUUGUAGCUCACCUCCCCCUGGAAUUUCUUUGGAGGGGCGCUUCUGGAAAGCCAUGUGGUACAGUCCUCCCAGGACUGCACCAUUUCACCCAGCUCAUCCAAAGCCCUCUCAUCAAGGAGGACGGCUCUGGAGGAGCUCACUUCCUACGCCGAAGGGGUUUUCCGGGUAGGGGGUGCUUUGGAACCCCGUAUCAUUUCCUCAGCUGCAGAUUCAAGCGACCACAGCCCUGGGAGGGCUCUUUCUGGACAGGAAGGCUGAACGGCUUCUCUCGCUGCAUCAGCAGUCCCAUCAGCUUUCACCCUCCCGUCACCGUGCCGCUGAGCCACGGGAGUCUUGUUCCCCCAGCCCACGCAGACACACCUGGCUUUUUAGCCAGCUCUCCUGCCUCCCCCGUGGAACUGUGCUGGCUGCAGCUGGGGAGAGGCCUCUCUCUUUGCACUGGCUGGUGGUAGCACUGCUCCACGGCCGCGUGGAAGGGGCCCGGCCUCAGCAGGGCCAGCCACCCCCCAUGGCCUCUCUCCUGCCCCCAAACCCCUGGCUUUCUUUCUCCCUUCUGAACUGGGUUGCACCCCCCCCCUUCGUCCUCCCUCUGGCAAGUGGGACCAGAUGGCUUCGUGCACUCUCCCUCUGCCCCCCGACCCGACCCAACUCUCCACUCAUCAGAGCAGGCCAAUCCACUCAAGUAUCUUGGUGGCAGCAGGCAUUUGCAGUGGAGAGGCGACCAAGCUCCUUCCUGCGGGGGCGAGACGGGAGACGUUUCACGGCACACCUCAGCACUAUACUCGGCACCGUGCCGGGGACAAUAAAGUUGGCCCAGGGCUUUGAGCUUUCCCAUGAA